Molecule: messenger RNA, 2130 nt
Organism: Habropoda laboriosa
Lineage: Eukaryota; Metazoa; Arthropoda; Insecta; Hymenoptera; Apidae
Exons: 5
Coding region: 1-2130 (709 amino acids)
Source: RefSeq, a predicted model, not a curated record
AUGACACCGGAAGAUGAUGCAUGGGCUCAAACCCUUAUCACGGUAACUCCAGAAGACGAUGCAACAUUAAGAGAAAUUUCGGACACAGUUACAUUGUCUUCAACACAAGACACAUCUUUGAUCCUUGAUCCUGAUCAAAUUGUAUAUAGACGGUCGUUUACUCACAGACAAUUUUUAGAUUCUAAAGAAACAGAGGAAGACGAUGAAGGAAAAGUAGAAGAAGAAGAAGAAAGCCAGCAAAAAGUGGAGGAGCCAGAAGAAAUCUCUAAACAAGAUGCAGAAAGUCAGACAUAUUUACAAGGAACACCAACUGUUCAUAUUUCUGUCGAAUACCGGUAUGGUAUUGAUGAAAGUUCGCAAACGAUGUAUAUGAGCACACCAUGUCCUCCUUUAAAAUAUUUCAAGGAUAUCAUGACGUCUAUGAAUGAAGGUCCCAUGCCCAACUUAAAGUAUAGUAAUGUGGCAGCAACUAUUAUUAGCUUCCAUCCCGAUACAUCGCAGAGCGUUGUGAUAGAACAACUGUCCAUGGACGUCACGGAAGAAGAACGUGAAGAAUUCGAGUCUAAACUUAGCAGCGAAGAAGAAACACAAAUGGAUGUCACUGAAAUUUUAUACUUUGUAAUAGCGCGUGCAUUUUGGAUAAACGAUCCAACGAGUCAAGUACCAGUUGAAACGCUUGAUGAAGCGACAGAAACGUACAUCAAGUAUAACAAUCGCACGCAAACUUUCAUCAUAGAUAAUGACACGCAAACUGAUCUGUCUUGCGAACCGAAACAAUCUAAUACGAUGCUGUUAACAGAGUAUUUGGAGAUAAAGAAGAUGAUUUUAGAUUGUAUAGAACUGUGUAUAUCUCGAGGAAUAGAAACUAUAAUUGUAGUAGACGAUAUAAUAAAUGAAAUUAUCGAUAAAUGUGCUGAAAGAAUAAGAUAUCCCAUGAAGGAGCAAAUGAUACAAACAAUAGCAACAUACAGGCUACGUGGAGAAAAAGAAGAAGACGUGUUGAGAAAACUGAGACUUGAACAAAUAGUAGAUCCUUUAGAAGCAUCGAUUAUUGUCUUGCCAUUAGUGAAUGAUUUAUUGCAAUACAGCUCCGAUGUUGUGUCUAAAAAUGCUGUUAUAGUUGUUACAAUCAUUUUAGACCGGAUCCUUCAGCGCACAAUGGCUAUAAUUAUAAAACUUAUGGAAUUGCAAAAGCAAUCAGAACCUAAACCAAUAAAUCAAAUAUUGGAGAAAAGGAAGAAAAAAAUUCUUGAUUUGAUGUCGAAAAAAGAAACGGAAACAAUUUCUACACAGACAAGUAUAGCUGGAAUAUCUGAAGUUAAGAAAAUGAAGAAAUCCAAAGAAGUUCUAUGUUCCGUUUGUAGAAGGCAAUCACUGUGCCAAUGGUGCUUAAAUGAUCAGGAAACUGAAACCGGCCCACAAGAAGAAAUGAAAAUACUUCGCACGGAAGAUAUACUACUGGCAUAUAAACCCUGUUACAUUGUAACCAAAGUUUCAGAAAAAGAUAAAAAUCUUGAAAAACCUUGUGCAGAAAUAAAAGUUAAAUCUCCUUCAAGACCUCCAGUUUGUUCUGAAGUAGAUUCAUGUCGAGCAUCUAGUAAUACACUCCAUAUACUUUUGCAUGCUGAAAGGAACAUUGAGCCUGAAGAAUCCUUUAACGAAUGGUCUUAUGUUACCGAUGAUAUAUUGAUGAAACCAUGUUCGAUAAGAGAAUCUAUAAGUAGUUCAAGUCAAACAACCAUAAGUUUUCUAGAUCAGUCAAUUCGUCAAGAUACUUCUGGUCGUCAUAAGACAUUAACUUCUAAAGCAGCAAAUGCUUUACAGAUAUUAAAAGAAACAUUUUGUAACCAAGAAAAUUGCGCUACUUCACUUCUGCAGACUUCUAAGGAAAAUGAAGAAACACAUACUAAAUUAACUUGUGGCACAUGCUUAAGUAUAAAUACCAUGAAUAAUAAAUUGUUUAAACAAGAAACCUUGUGCGCACAACAAUCCUGUAAUGAUCUCUCGAAGUUACACUUGCCCAAUACGUGCACUUGCAGCAAUAACGCUUCUUCUCAUAUCCCUAUGAAAUCACACGGAGAUGGUUUUAAAAUUAUUCCCAUAUACCUCUCUCAAAAUUCUAAUACUUAG